Protopterus annectens (West African lungfish) is the source of this 1747-nucleotide messenger RNA. RefSeq names its product mast cell immunoglobulin like receptor 1 (gene MILR1). The coding region runs from base 1 to 1281 and encodes 426 amino acids. Gene Ontology annotation, molecular function: transmembrane signaling receptor activity. The transcript has 13 exons. NCBI's taxonomy places the organism in Eukaryota, Metazoa, Chordata, Ceratodontiformes, Protopteridae. The record is from RefSeq and is a predicted model, not a curated record. Gene Ontology annotation, biological process: cell surface receptor signaling pathway.
AUGUCCACAUUAUUAGCCAUUUCGAUUACGGUUCUUAGUUUGCAGUCAUCUGCGAACUUCGUUAUCCAAAGAACGUCUGUGUUAGCCUUUCCAGUAUCUAAACCUGAGUUGAGCAUUCUACAAAAUACCAGUGAAGUACUUUUAGGAACAUCUGUAAAACUGUUGUGCAGAUCACCCAAUGGAACAGAUCCAAUCUUCUAUUCAUUGUUUAAAGGAGAGAAGUUUAUGAAAACUGCCAGUGGCUCUAUUGUAGAUGGUGUUCAAUUCAAUAUUUCUAUCCUUCAAGAAUCAGAUUAUGGUGCAUAUCAGUGCAAAGCAGAAAACAGAGCACCUAAUAUGUCAAAAUAUAGUGAAAAACGCAACAUAACUAUUUUAGUGCCAGUAUCUACACCACAACUGCAAAUACUCCCACGCAUAUCAGAAGUGAUCAUUGGAGAGCAGGUGACACUGCAAUGUAAAGCAGAAAAUGGAUCACUUCCGAUCACUUACACAUUCUUCAGAGGAAAUGAAUAUCUACAUAAUAUUACUGCAUCAGAAAGACAAUCUGUAACAUACCAUUUAACUUUCCACAAACCUGAGAAUUCUGGAAAGUACUACUGCAAAGCUGAAAAUUCAGUUCCCGGUAAAGGACAGAUUAGCAAUGAAGAAACCAUUACAGUAAAAGAUCAUAUUAAAAUGUUAACAAUAUCACUUGGAGUAAGCUUACUAGUCUUAAUAGUAAUAGGAAUAACAAUAUGUUUCAAGUGUAAAUCUCAGACAGCUUCUAGUUUAUGUCAUCGAGUAAGCAGAAAGUUGCAUUCAGAUCGUGUUCCAUUACAAAUACGAGAAGAAGCUACAGAUACGACUGGUGGAGACUAUGAAGUGCUUGGUGAAUCAACUACAUCAGUACUGCAUCAUGAAGAGCCUAGUUCUGCAGAGCUGCAUGAUGACAAAGCUUGGCAGAGUCAGACGCUAGAAGGAGAUGCAAAUGGAAAUGAUGUGAAUUAUGCUAUACUUCAACUUCAAGAAAGAAACUCCAGUAGUGCUUUAGUGAGAGAAGUAGAAACAGAUUAUACAAAUAUCAGACCAACUGUACAAGAUACAUCUGACGUUGAUCAUGAUUAUGUCAACUGUGAUCUGAGUAGUGCCCCGAACAUAAGAACCAAAGCUACUGAAGCAGAAAUGGAUUCCCCGGAUUAUGUCAACUGUUGCCUACAAAAUACUUCAAAUACAGAAGAAACUGAAGAUGGUCAUUCAGUGAUUUACUCUCAAGUAAAUAAAAAGCAGUCUAAGAAGCAAUAGUCUACCACCUCACUGGAUUAAUAAUACUGGACAAGAAGGGUUUUCUGAAGUUUUCCUGCAGAAGUCAUAAUAAAGACAGAGAGCUGUCUAGGACUUGAUGGAUCAGUAUCACUUAUGCAGAUCCAGACACUCUUUGGCAUAAUUGUAAAGCUGAUGUGCUUUUGUUUGGAAAUGGUAGAAUGGUAGCGCAAUAUUGUAACAAAUUAUCUGAGGAGUCAGAGUUUUCAGAAGCAGACUAUAAAAAAGAUGACCUGCUGAAGUAGCAUAAAAUGUCUUUCUCAUUACUGGUGGGUCCACAGCAACUUUACAAUAUAAUAUUAGCCCCUCAUCCAUUGUUAUUUCUGCUGUAGCAUUCAUUCAUUCUCCAUUGCAGACAACCAGAGGCUCAUCCUGAGUGGAGUGCCAGCCUGUCACAGGAUACAGACACACACACACACACUCACACACACACACACACACACACACA